Emericellopsis cladophorae is the source of this 1071-nucleotide messenger RNA. Its product is annotated as GTP cyclohydrolase-like protein. NCBI's taxonomy places the organism in Eukaryota, Fungi, Ascomycota, Sordariomycetes, Hypocreales, Bionectriaceae. The transcript has a single exon. Gene Ontology annotation, molecular function: GTP cyclohydrolase II activity. The coding region runs from base 1 to 1071 and encodes 356 amino acids. Gene Ontology annotation, biological process: riboflavin biosynthetic process. The record is from RefSeq and is a predicted model, not a curated record.
AUGUCCGCUGGCGACGAGAAGCUGCCACCUUUCUACUCGCCAAAAGCCGCAGCAGCCGGCGGCGAUGUGCGUCAGCAUGUGGACGACUUUUCGAUCGAUGCGCCUGCGACACGCGCCGGCCAACUCAGCCAAGAGGGACAACUUCCCCCGCCGUCCCUGCUUUCACCUGCCUUCACCCCGCCAGCGACGCCUGGGACACAGACACCGAGCGCACUCGGUCCGCGAGGCGUUCCUGUAGACAGCAGUACGCCCUCGGGGGGAUGCGGCUCAAAAAAGCCCAAAUUGGUCGAGUCGCUGCCAACGGUCGAAUGCGAAGUCCGCGCUCGAAUUCCGACUGUCAACAACGGCGAGUUCUUCCUCCACGUAUACAAGAACAGCGUGGACAGCAAGGAACAUCUGGCGAUCGUCUUUGGUGAUGCUAUCCGCAGCAAGACUCUGGAUGCGCCGAGGCCGAACGAGACAGAAUGGGAUCGGAUGAUGCGCGGAGCGUAUACGGGCAAGCUAUAUCCAGGACGAACGACAAGUUCUGAGGAUCCGCAAAAGGAAGGUCAGCCAGCAUCAAAAGAUACCCCGCUGGUGCGCAUACAUUCGGAAUGUUAUACUGGCGAGACAGCUUGGUCCGCGAGGUGCGAUUGUGGGGAACAGCUAGACGAGGCCGCCCGGCUCAUGAGCCUACCGGGCAAUUCAGCUGGCGGUGUCAUUGUCUAUCUACGACAGGAGGGCCGUGGAAUCGGUCUCGGCGAGAAGCUCAAGGCAUACAACCUACAAGACUUGGGCUCAGAUACAGUCGAGGCGAAUCUAUUACUGCGCCACCCAGCCGAUGCCCGAAGCUACGGAUUGGCCACGGCGAUUCUUCAGGACUUGGGUUUGGAUGAGAUACGCCUCUUGACCAACAAUCCCGAGAAGAUCCGUGCGGUUGAGGGUCCCAACAGGGAAGUGGUUGUCAAAGAGCGAGUGCCAAUGGUGCCACUUUCAUGGAAAGGGCGCGGGGGCAUUAGGAGCCAGGAGAUUGAGGGUUACAUGAAGGCCAAGGUGAGUCUGGUCGACCCAGUCAUGAAGAUCGUCUACUAA